Messenger RNA from Coccidioides immitis RS, 7806 nucleotides. RefSeq names its product sensor histidine kinase/response regulator. Gene Ontology annotation, molecular function: protein binding; ATP binding; phosphorelay sensor kinase activity. Gene Ontology annotation, biological process: phosphorelay signal transduction system; protein phosphorylation. Bases 144 to 7169 code for a protein of 2341 amino acids. Lineage: Eukaryota; Fungi; Ascomycota; Eurotiomycetes; Onygenales; Onygenaceae. The record is from RefSeq and is a predicted model, not a curated record. The transcript has 8 exons.
CUCCGAGAGUUGCAAUCCUCGAAAAGGCCGAAAACAUUGGGAUAGACCCCGUUGGAUGGUGAUGGAAAGCGCUUCAUAGGGGAGCACUAUGAUUAGGGACUGGCACUUGUUCACCACGCCAUCACCACUUCCCCCAGCAGACCAUGGAGGAAAGUCGGAUUCUAGGAGAGGAUCUCCCUCUCACGACUGACCAGCUGUUUGAACGCCUCGGGCAGAUACCCGGCUAUACGUGGGAUACAACUCUCCAACCCGUUCACUCCUCAUACGAUCAUUGGCAGGUGACAGGCACCAAGCAUUCCUCCGAACCAGACGUGUUUUCAUCGACUCCGGCCUCCUCUUCCUCCUUCUCGAAGGACUCCAGCUUCGCGCACGACUCCCUCAGAAGCGAGCCGCGAUCCUUUCCCCGCAAUAAUGGCCGCAGCAGCAUCAGCGAAGGUAGUAGCGGGGUUGCCUCGCCUCGCGUUGACCCCGAAAUUUCUGUGCCAGUCGUGGCGCGAAUAUCAAGCCAUAUCAUUCGUUUGGAACGAGAAUAUCACUCGAUGAAGACCAUCAUUGACAUGUCAGAUCCAGAAUGCAAACACACAGUCCGCCCAAUUGAUAUUAUUCGCUUUACACCUCAGCCUGGCCAUCGCGCUCCCUUGCUCGUGACAAUAUUCGAGUUCCCAGGCCCAAACUACCUUGGAGAGUUAGUCAGUUUCGGCCCGGCAUUCUACCAAGCCAAAGGCCAAUGUGACCCCGAUAACCUUCCUCUCGUGGACGAAGUUCCCCUAUCCGUCUUUUUGGAUUUCGCGAUCGGCGCCUGUGAAUGCCUUGAGUUAUUGCACUAUGGUUUGAAAAAUGUUCACGGCGAGAUCCGAGCUGAUGCCUUUCACUUUUCUCGGGAAACGGGCGCCGUAAAACUUUCGAACACCGGCAAUGGUUCGAGAGCCUUUGAUAACGCUCUCAGUGAGGGUUGGUCGACACUUUCCAAGGAGUCAGGGGCAAAGGAUAAGUUGCGGUCUAUUGCUCCGGAGCAGACCGGAAGGCUGCUCACCGAGCCUGACAGUCGGACUGAUAUUUACGCUUUGGGAGUCCUUUUUUGGUCGAUGCUUGUUGGCAGACCCGCAUUUGAUGGGAACGAUCCUGUUGAGGUGGUGCAAAAUGUGUUGAGCAAAAGGUUAAGCCCAGUAUCGAGCAAGCGCAUGGACACUCCCGAUGCAAUAUCUGCCGUGAUCCAAAAGAUGGUUCAGAAGCAGAUCACCGACAGAUAUCAUACUAUUUCGUCCGUGAAGAUGGACCUGCAGAAGAUUAUGAAACUUUUGGGUGAUGGGGAUUCCCAGGCUCUCAAGACAUUUCAGAUUGCCCAAAGAGAUGUCACAGCUUUCUUCACUCUGCCGACUGCUCUAUUUGGCCGAAAAGAGGAGUGCGAACGGAUCCUCCAGGUCGUUCAAAGACGCUUGCAGGAGCCUUCGGUGCAGCCUAACACUAAAACCAGCGUUCACCCGAAAUACUCUUUUAGUUCCGGUUCUUCUGUCUCUGGGGAACGCAUUGAUCCCAUCGAAUUUGGGGAUGCUUCAAGCGACUCUGGAUCCUACGGGCUAGCGAGUUUUAGAAAUACUCCCACACCUGUCCCCAAUCUUCUGCCGCAGCUUUCGUCCCACGCGUCGACUAAUAGCGUUGAAUCUUCAGCGUCAACCCAAAAGAAUUUACAUUUGAGCCGUGUGAAAAGCCCUAUCGACUCUCGGCUUUCAUGGGACAACAGCGAUAAGGAAGCUGGUGCCGGUGGCCUCAGUACCCCACAAGAAAAUUUCCCAUGGUUGGGCAAGCUGAUGGCCCAGUCCAAAUAUCGUCAUGGUGGCAGAUGUGAGGUAAUCACAAUAUCAGGAGCUGGAGGAUCGGGAAAAUCGGAUCUAAUACAGAGAGUCCAACCGGAGAUUCGGAAAGGCGGAUAUAUGGCGAUUUCACGACUCGACCGCUCCCGCAGGGUCCCUUUCGAACCGUUCAUGAAAGUAUUAGCAACGUUACUACAGCAGAUAUUCUCUGAGCGUGAUAUUACGACAGAAUACCAUAGUUCUAUCCGUACAACACUGCGACCUGUCUGGCGGACCCUUCAUCGUACUCUCGACCUUCCACAACAAUUAAUUUAUCCAUCGGCUGGGAAUGGGAAGCAUUUGGGCUCGAAGUCUACAGUUUUGCCACUACAAAUAAAAGAGGCCCCUGAAGGAGAGGCCGGUCAUGAUAACCCUAAUUUAUCUGGCUCGUUUUCCCUCCAGACUCCGAAGAACAUCUAUCAGGAACAACCCGCUGCCAAAAAUCUUCGAUUUGCAGACAUCUUCGUGGAUGUUUUAAGAACGAUGACAAUGCAAAAAUUAAUCUGUAUUUGCUUGGAAGACGUGCAAUAUGCCGAUGAUGAGACUUCCGGUCUACUCCUCGAAAUAAUGCGAACAAAGCUGCGCUGCGUUUUCAUUGUUACUGGUCGGCCAGAGGAAAUUGUCGUUCCUGAGGUCAAGACCCUUUUCCAUUCCGAAGGUCCACAGAUCACGAGGAUAGAACUUGGCCCUCUGAGUGAAAAUGACAUUCUCAAAUAUGUGGCUGCAACUCUCCAUCGGCCUGCUGACAAUUCGUUAAUACCUCUCGCCGCGAUCAUUCAAGAGAAGAGCCGAGGAAUUCCCUUUUAUAUUAGGUUAAUUUUAGAGACCUGCAGUCGCAAAAACUGUAUAUGGUAUUCAUGGAGGGAUUCUACGUGGCAAUUUGAUAUUGAUCGAAUUUUCACUGAGCUUGCUGCACCGGACUACGGUCAGGGAUUAGAGAUUGAUUUUGUGGCUAAGAGGUUCGAGGAGCUCCCCUCUGAGGCAAGGUCAAUUCUUCUUUGGGCGGCAUUUUUAGGGAGCCCGUUUUGCUUCUCUGUGAUUCAAAAACUGCUCAGCGAAGAAUUUUCGGAAGAUACGGACGAUGAAGAGAGCGCACGAUGCGAAAACCAAAAACGGACCAAACUCAGCCAGUCGAGCAGCAACGUUGUCGCUGGACUCCAGUAUCUACUCCAAUCCUACAUCAUACUUCCAGGAGAUAGCGACGAUGAAUUUAGGUUCUCUUUUGAUCGAUAUGCGCAGGCUGCAACUUUAAUGAAACGAUGCCGUAAUCAGGAGAAAAUGCAUUUUAUCAUUGCGCAAACCUUGAUGAAAUACUUUGCCUCCAGUGAAAAUAUGCUCUAUGCACGCGCCCAUCACAUUUCCAUUGCUGCAAAAUUAAUAAAGGAAAAGGUUUCCCACCGUAUUAGAUACCGAGAGGAAUUAUCUAAAGCAGCUAUGACAGCACAAAAAUCAAGCGCCAGUACUACUGCUUUGACUUUCUAUCAAACAUGCAUUUUCCUAUUACAGGACGACCCCUGGAAUCCUACAAGGCCGGAUGUUUUUUAUGAAGAGACAAGAGAGUUAUAUCUUCUAACUGCAGAGAUGUUUCUAGCCCAGGGUCGGGCGUCUGAGGCUACGGAUCUUUUAUCCGUAGUUUCCGCCAAUGCGCACACACCCGCCUGCAAAGCUCGAGGUUGGGUCCUGCAGAGUCGGAUUAGCUCCUCAAACGGCGAAAUCACCGCUGCUCUAGACGCGUUGCUUUCGAACUUAAGUGAUCUUGGAGUGAAUAUUAAUAGGGAAGUGACUUGGCAAGAAAUUGAUGAGGCGUAUGCAGAACUCAGCGCAUACCUUUAUACAGCUGACCUGGACGAAUUAUUCUCAAGGCCUUUGAGUGAGGAUCGAACCCUACUAGCAAUUGGAGCUGUGAUGACGGAAGCAUUGGGUUUGUGUGUCUGGAUACAGCCCAAGCUAUUUUGUCGCUACGCGAUCGACCUGAUGAACAUUUACAUAAGCCGAGGGGCCUUUCCUCAGAUAGCCUAUCUUUGCACACAUUUGAACAUGAUUGUCACGAGCCGCUACAAAGACAGCGUAUUAGGGCUCAAGCUUAGUGAUGCUGCGCUUGGUCUUCUUGACAGAUGCAAAGAACCCUCGUUUUCAACCCGGGGAGUCUUGAUUGAUAAUGUUUUUGUGAAUCAUAUGCGAGUACCAAUGGCGUCGACACUGCCCCUGCUCGAAAGUUCGAUGCAGAUCGCACAUGUGCUUGGAGAGCGUCACAUCACACUGUUCACUAUUGGCAUCAUGGUCGCUACCGGGUUCUCGUUGGGGCAAGAUCUUAUAGAGCUCGAACAACAUUGCAAUUGUGCGAGUGAGGAAGUAAGCGAUUGGGCUACUGACGUAAGAGGGGGUUCAAUCAUCAUGGCCGUGAGACAAGCAGCUCGAGCCCUCCAAGGAAAGACCUUCGUCAACAUUGCAGAGAAAAUCAUGUCCGACCAUUCGCACGACGAGCACCAAUAUUUAGAAUGUCUUAUUUCUAGUGGUUCGAAUUUGCAUUCAUUGAACUCGUACCGCGCAAUGAUGUUAAUUCCACUCUACCUGUAUGGAUAUUACGACAGAGUUGUAGAAGUCGGGACGGAGAUCGUUAACAAUAUUGAGUGUCUCUGGUCCUCUCGUUUUGCGACGCAAACAUAUUUCUAUUUGUCACUGGGAAUAAUGUCUCGCCGCCUCGAAGACCCAGGUCGCCCAGGCUUGAAGGAAGACAUUGAGUUGGUUAGGAAGUACAAGAAGGAAAUCGACUUUAUGGAGUCCGCCUGUCAUACAAAUUUCGGGAUGUGGUCUCUGCUGGUGCAGGCUUUGCUUUCUGAGAUAAGCAACGAUUACUCAGCAACGAUGCAGGGUUUGGAGGCUGCGCUGGAUCAUACCCAGCUUCACAACUUCCCGCUUGAAGAGGCGAUGGCCCUCGAGCUGCAAGUUGAUUUUCUUGUUCGCCGAGGUGCGAGGCGCGCUGCCCAGGCAAUUUUGAGACACGCAAUUCCAGCUUGGAACCGAAUGAGUGCGACAGGAAAAUCUAAGCAGUUAGCGGAGCGACACGAGUGGUUGCUCAGAAUGGGAUCCAUUGCAAGGUCCCAAGAUGUCGAGUGCCAAACCGUUGACGCGCUAGCCGUCUCUUCGAAUUCAGUCUCAGAGUCAAGUGGCACCCAAGGUCAAGAUGAACAUAACAGAAACUGGCUAGAGCAGGAUCAGGACUGGACAGAGGGGACUCUAGACGUCUCAAGAGUUGGUCUGGUAGACAUUAUCGAUCUUUCGAGUAUUCUCGAGUUCAGCCAAGUGAUGUCGUCGGAACUCGAAGUAGAUAAACUGCUGACAAAAAUGGUCGGGAUCAUUUUGGAAUCUUGUAGUGGAUCCGAGAUAGCUCUCGUUAUCACUGAGUUCGAAUCCCAAGGAUGGUGUGUUGCAGCAGCUGGGGAAAUUGACAAAGGAGAAGUUGCCUAUGCAGACGGCCUGCCGUUCGCCGAGGUGGAGGACAAAAUGGCCCAGCAGAUUACUCACUAUACACUGCGGAGUCGAGAGCCAGUACUGGUACAUAACGUUCUCGAAGACGAGCGAUUUUCGAAUGUCUCCGAUGUCUAUGCUAGUCGAAACCCUGAAGGGAGAUCUGUGAUUGCGUUGCCGAUCCUUCAAGCGAAUAAUUUCCUUGGAGUGAUCCAUAUCGAAGGCAAACCUAACUCGUUCACGCAUCGCAAUCUCGUUGUUUUACGACUUGUGUGUAACCAAGUGGGCAUUUCGCUUGCAAAUGCAUUCCUAUUCCAAGAGGCGCGCAAAAUCAGUGCUGCCAACGAGGCAAUGAUCGAGGCCCAAAAGCGAUCACUAGCACAGGCGCGAGAAGCGGAGCAAAAGGCUAAAGAAGCCGAAGCUGAAGCCAGACAUAACGUUAAGCUAAAGGAGGAGGCCGCCAAAGCGAAGUCUAUCUUCUUAGCCAACAUUUCUCAUGAUUUGCGGACACCGAUGACAGGAGUGAUUGGAUUAUCCGAACUACUUAAACAGACAAACCUAGAUCGCCAGCAAGAUGUUUACGUCGAGUCGAUUCGUGUUUGUGCAGAUACUCUUCUAACUCUCAUCAACGAUAUUUUAGACUUUUCAAAACUAGAAGCAGGGAAGAUGAAGGUGUCCACUGUUCCUCUUAAUUUGAGACAAACCAUCGCUGAGGUGGUCCGAGCACUUCGUUACACUCACCGAGACCGGGGACUAGAGACUAUUGAAGACCUUGAUGAUAUUGCACCAGAUCUCCUGGUCCUGGGAGAUCCAGUGCGCCUUCACCAGAUAUUUAUGAACCUUCUCAGCAACAGUUACAAGUUUACUCCAAAAGGAUCGGUCACGGUUCGAGCCAAGGUUGCCGAGGAGGACGAAACUACGAUCAGGGUAACCUGCAUCGUUGCCGACACUGGAAUUGGCAUAUCAAAUGAGCAUCUGGCGCGUCUUUUCCGACCAUUCUCUCAAGCCGACAGUUCGACAGCAAGGUCUUAUGGUGGCAGUGGACUAGGCUUAAGCAUAUGCAAGGCCAUCAUCGAAGAAGUCCUUGGCGGGAAGAUUUGGUUACGUUCUGAAGUGGGAGUUGGCACCACAGUCACCUUCACAGUGACAUUCAAGAAGGCUCCGGAAGACGCGGUGGCCAGAACACCCUGGUCCCAGGAGCUAUCCCAGGACAAGAAACAGCCGCCCCAAAAGCGAGUCGUGCGGGAUCUUACAUGCAUUCCUCGCGAUCAGAUCCGGGUUUGCAUCGCCGAAGACAAUCCUAUCAAUCAAAAGAUUGCUGUGAAUUUCGUUCAUAAUCUGGGACUGACCAGCGAAGUGUUCAGUGAUGGCCAACAGGCGGUCUGGGCAUUGCAGCAGCGGUCGAAAGAAGGGAACCCAUUCCAUGUUGUCUUGAUGGAUGUCCAGAUGCCAGUGCUCGACGGAUAUGAUGCUACUCGGAAGAUUCGCGAGAACGAGGAUCCGAACGUCAACGAAGUCCUUGUCAUCGCCAUGACCGCCAGUGCCAUCGAAGGGGAUCGCGAAAAAUGCAUUGACGCCGGCAUGAAUAAUUACCUCGCAAAACCAGUCCGAUCUGACGUCCUGAGAAGCAUGCUUGAUCGGUAUCUCGCGCCGCAGUCGAGACGGACAACAAGGCCAAAAUUUGGCGGUAGCAUCUCUCGACCAAACCAACUCGGUACCGAGAAGACGUCCGCUAGGGCUACAUUACCGAUCAGAAGUGUGUCAAAUAUGACGGUGGAAGAAGCCGCUGACAACGUAGAAUCGAAUGCAUCAAAUGGAGGUGCAAAAGCCGACGACACACAGGGGACUUGACGAUAAUUCGAGUUCGUGAGAUCGUUCGUAACUAUCGCCAGUCCAUUUUGCACGGUUCCUGGUCGAUGACUUCUUUGUAAUACCUGCGCUUAGUGCCUCACAUCCUCUUCCAGGUGUUCAAGCCCAUCCUCUGACAUCAGCGCGAUGUGACAGAACCCGUUUGGCGCUUUUAUUUUAACUGUUACCAGCCCUCGAACAUUGCAACCGAUGAUACCAGCCUUGCGUCUUUCACAUACAGGCACCAUUUAUGCAUUUCCCGCGGGCAUAGCAUUUGCAAUUUGGGUUCACGCUUUCUUUUCUUCAUUUUCCAGUAACAUGAACUGACGAUAAUGAUGUGCCUGCCAUGGCAAACAUCUGCGUUUGAGAUGAUACGAUACAACUUUUCUUGCGAAUCAUGGCGGGCGAUAAGUAUCACGUAAUUCUAGACGUAUUUUUAUUCUUGUCUGGGUUUGAUGGCAAAGGGAAAGCAAUUGAAGUUUAUGGGAAGCGGUUUAGCCAACUACAUGCCUUCAUGACUUACUUUGAAUGACCCUCGGGAGCAUAUCAACGAGCGAUGAACAUGGGAGUUGGAUUCGGAAUUUUAUUUAGUUAACCUUUUUCUUUUCCCUCUGUUUAACAUCUUCUUUUCAUCCUUUUA